Molecule: messenger RNA, 1939 nt
Organism: Morus notabilis
Lineage: Eukaryota; Viridiplantae; Streptophyta; Magnoliopsida; Rosales; Moraceae
Product: phosphoglycerate kinase, chloroplastic
Exons: 6
Coding region: 258-1694 (478 amino acids)
Biological process (GO): gluconeogenesis; glycolytic process
Cellular component (GO): cytosol
Molecular function (GO): ATP binding; phosphoglycerate kinase activity; ADP binding
Source: RefSeq, a predicted model, not a curated record
UCUGAAAAGCAUCGAACAUCUUCAACCUCUCCUCAACGAUAAGAAAAAAAUCCCUCUAAUCUCUCUCGUUGCCAACACCAAUCAUUCACCAUUGCCCCUUCCCGUCCACAUCUCCCUCUCUCUCUCUCAUUCUCUCUCUCUCUCUCCCCAAACACCCAAUCAAAAUCACCCCUCUUACACUUCAACAAUAAACCCACAACUCCACUCCACAAAACACAAACACACAAACACACUCUCACUACUCUCUCUCUCCAAAAAUGGCCUCCGCAGCACCCACCACCAGCCUCUCUCUCCUCCGCACUCGCUCUUCUCUCUCCUCCUCCUCCCCAUCCUCCUCUUCCCCAUCCUCUGUCCGCCUCCGCCCCACCGUCCUCCGCCGCCUCGGAUUCUCCGCCGCCGACCCGCUCCUUGCCCUCACUGUAAACUCCAGAGUCCGGUCGUUCGGAGGGAAGAAGGCUGUGAGAGGAGUGGUUUCAAUGGCGAAGAAGAGCGGCGGAGACCUGACCGCCGCUGACUUGAAGGGGAAGAAGGUUUUCGUUAGGGCUGACCUGAACGUGCCAUUGGGCGACAACCAGAACAUCACCGACGACACCAGAGUCCGCGCGGCCGUCCCGACAAUCAAGCAUUUGAUCCAGAAUGGGGCUAAGGUCAUCCUCUCCAGCCACUUGGGAAGACCAAAAGGUGUGACCCCAAAAUUCAGCUUGGCUCCUCUUGUACCCCGUCUCUCUGAACUCCUUGGUAUUCAGGUUGUUAAGGCUGAUGACGUCAUUGGUCCUGAAGUAGAAAAGUUGGUGGCUUCACUUCCUGAUGGUAGCGUUCUUCUUCUUGAAAAUGUGAGGUUUUACAAGGAGGAAGAGAAGAAUGAUCCCGAGUUUGCUAAGAAGCUUGCAUCUUUAGCAGAUCUUUAUGUCAAUGAUGCAUUCGGUACUGCACACAGGGCUCAUGCCUCAACUGAGGGAGUCACAAAGUUCUUGAAACCCUCCGUGGCCGGCUUCCUUUUACAGAAGGAGCUCGACUACCUUGUUGGAGCAGUAUCAAACCCAAAGAGACCCUUCGCUGCCAUUGUUGGUGGGUCAAAAGUCUCAUCCAAGAUUGGAGUGAUUGAGUCACUGCUUGAGAAGGUUGACAUCCUGCUGCUUGGUGGAGGAAUGAUCUUCACAUUUUACAAGGCACAGGGUCUCUCAGUGGGUUCAUCUCUGGUUGAGGAAGAUAAACUAGAUCUCGCUACUACACUCCUUGCGAAGGCGAAGGCCAAGGGUGUGUCGCUUUUGUUACCCUCCGAUGUUGUAAUCGCCGACAAGUUUGCCCCUGAUGCAAACAGCAAGAUUGUGCCUUCAUCUGCCAUUCCUGAUGGGUGGAUGGGAUUGGAUAUUGGUCCAGAUUCUAUCAAGACAUUCAGUGAGGCACUUGACACUACUAAAACCAUCAUCUGGAAUGGACCGAUGGGUGUGUUCGAGUUUGACAAGUUUGCAGUUGGAACCGAGGCUAUUGCCAAGAAGCUGGCAGACCUUAGCGGCAAGGGAGUGACUACAAUCAUUGGAGGUGGAGAUUCGGUUGCAGCCGUCGAGAAAGUAGGAGUUGCUAGCGUGAUGAGCCACAUUUCAACUGGUGGUGGUGCCAGUUUGGAGCUGUUGGAAGGCAAAGAACUUCCCGGAGUGCUUGCUCUCGAUGAAGCCACACCAGUCGCAGUGUGAGACAAUCUUAAUUUUAUUUAUUUUCUUUUUUUUCAACCCUUCCAUUCUUGAAUAUUAUUCGAGUUUGUAAAAGAGAAAGCUCGGUAGGGACAUUUGCCUUGUUGUAAAUUUUAAACGUUGCCUUUGAUCCCUUCCCCUCUUCAACCUGUCUUCUUAGUUCUUACAUAAUAACUGCUACAAGAGACUGUAGAUUUACAAGGAAAGUUAUUCAAUCCAAUAAAGUGAUAUUUUUGUCAUGCGCUUAA